AUGGAGGCCGAAGACGUCUUCGCGUCUCUGGCGAUUCCGCUGAUGAAGCUCGUAGGUCUCAAGACGGUGGAGAUGGCGACGGAGGGCCGCUUCACCUCCUUCAUCAUCCAAACCGACUCCGAUUUGCGUUCUCAGCAUCAGAGUUUCGGAUCGGGAUCCGGACCCUCGGGUCGGUCGGGUCAGUCCGAUCGGAACCGCCAGUGUGCGAAGAUAGAGAUCUACGCCGCCAAGGCGGCGGUGGCCGGCGAAAUGGUAAUCGAGAAGCAAAAGGAUCAGCUGAUUCAGCUCGUCCGGAUUCUGAAGCAAAUCGAGUCCCAGGUGAACAACGGCCAGAGCCGCAUGGUCCAAACCCUAGCCAAUCGCCGCCAUUCCCUCCGCAGAUUCUUCCAGAGAGCCGUCGCUUACUUAUCCACCGUUGACCGCGUUGACCAGGUGGCGGUGGUGAACCUCCUCCGGGAGAUUUUCAACGAAGUGAGUGCGGUGUUGGAGUCGGUGGAGGCUGACGUGGAGGGCCUGGUGGAGGAUUUGGCGGAGAAGAUGUGUGAGCCGAUGGUGAAGUAUGUGGAGGGGGUUAAGGCUGAUUUGAGAAAUGGGGCUUGUUUGGGGUUAGUGGGAUUGGUGAAGGAGAUGGCCAGGGCGGCAGGGGAUUCAAAGGCGGAGUUGGAGGCGGCGAGGAGUAAGGCCACGGCGGCUGAAGAGAGUAGAGCUGAGGCUAUGAGGAGGCUUAGGGAAUCAGAGGAAUAUGUGAGGAGAUUGAAGGAAUGCUUCAAGUUAUUGCCAGAGGCUAGUAAAGCAUCUACCAAAGUAACCAAAGGCUUUGCUUCACAUAAGAUUUUAGGCAUGGAGAAAGAUCAAGCCAAAGAUGAGCAGCUGUUAUGGGAGCUAUUGGAAAAGAAGAGAAAGUAUCAAACUCCAGAGAGUCCACUUGGACCCAGUGAGCUUCUUCCCCUUCAUCAAUCGAAUAACAAGCGCCAAAAGGCAACACAUGUAAAGUUACCAGUGAGAAGCAGCAACUCUUAUUCACUGCGUUCAAGAACCCCACGUUUGAUGGCUGCUCAGAUACCCUUGGGCUCGUCCCCUUCAGUGACAUUUCGCUAA
Fragaria vesca subsp. vesca is the source of this 1098-nucleotide messenger RNA. RefSeq lists its product as uncharacterized. The record is from RefSeq and is a predicted model, not a curated record. NCBI's taxonomy places the organism in Eukaryota, Viridiplantae, Streptophyta, Magnoliopsida, Rosales, Rosaceae. The coding region runs from base 1 to 1098 and encodes 365 amino acids. The transcript has 3 exons.